Sorex fumeus (smoky shrew) is the source of this 1780-nucleotide messenger RNA. RefSeq names its product chromosome unknown C19orf81 homolog (gene CUNH19orf81). The transcript has 5 exons. Lineage: Eukaryota; Metazoa; Chordata; Mammalia; Eulipotyphla; Soricidae. The coding region runs from base 1 to 579 and encodes 192 amino acids. The record is from RefSeq and is a predicted model, not a curated record.
AUGGUGGCCACCUCCUGCGCAGACAACAGAUUGGCUUCUCCUUCCCCAGGAGCCCUCCUUGCAGACCUGGAGAUUCCGGAGGAUUUACAGAUUUCCAGCCUGGGCAGGCCCAACAAAUCCUCGAAGCAGCAGCUGCGUCAGGUCAUUGCUGAAUAUGAGAUGCUUGACCGUGAGCUUCCGUGCAUCCGGAAAUUCCCCACGCAGCCUUCGGCCCAGCCACUCUGUCUGUGCAUGGAGACCGCGCCCGAGGAGGACCUUACCCAUCUGGAGGUGUUGGAGGCGCUGGAAGCCGUGUUACCCGGGGCCAUGGAGAGCGGGCACGUGGCCAGCAUCCGCUUUGAAAAUAUGAACGUGAUCUGCGGGACUGCCGGGCGCCGGGACCGGUGGCUCAUCACGGUCUCCGACUUCCAGACUCGCUCGCGCCUGCUGCGCUCGGGACUAAGCCCGCGCGGCGUCGCGCACCCGCUCGUGCGCCACGACGAGCUGCUGCUGGGCGACUACCGCCUGCACCUGCGGCGCGCCAUGGUCCGACGGCGCAUGCUCGAGGCGCUGGGGGCGGACCCGACCGAGGACGUGUGAGCCGCGGGGGCGGGCCCCGCCGCGCUUCGCCCCGCCCCCUCGGGCGACCAAUCCGGAGCCCGGGAUCUGAGGGUGCGUGGCCUUCCCAGGAAGGAGGCGGGGCCGGCUCGAGGGGAUGGAUACUGUGAGUUUAAUUAUAAAGAAUGACCUGGUACAAAAGCCUUUUCUCUCUGCAAAAUCUUGGUGGGAGUCAGGGGGAGGAAGGUGACGGGGCAGGGGGGGUUUAAAGAUGAACCCCCAUAAUAUAUCCCGCCUCCCUCAAAUGGACACCUGGGUCCCAAACCCUUGAAGGAUAGUUGAGGGCAGACCUGGGCGCCCGGCUUUCACCGCGAGUGACCCCGACUCAGCGAGACCCAGACGUCCUCAUCCGCCCCCCUCCUUUGCCUUCUACCACCGCCCCCUCUUGGAAGACAAUUCUCGGGCUUUUAUUUCAGGGUUUUUUUUUUUUCUGGAAUUUUUUUUGUGUGUAUGUCCUAGGGUUCAUUUUUGUGUAUUUUUUUUUGUUAUUGUUCCUCUUUUUGCUUCAUCUCUCCUCUCUGCCCCCCAUCCAGUCCCUUCCCGCUCCCUGCCCUCUCCUCCCCCCUCCCACCCCUUUACACCCUCCCCAACCCCGCGGCACCCAUCCAGAAUGAACAAGCCCUUGGUAGAUGGGCGCCGCGCAGGCCCCUGCGGAUGUAGGUAUCUGACCAGGAGGAGGUGGCGGGGAGGGGCCUAAUGCCACCCUCGCCCCCUCCCUCUCCCCUCCCACAAGGUUCCCCGCAGAUCCCUGACGUGGUGAGGGGAGAGGGCUGCGAGCACCCUCCCCCUUAAUGGAGCAAGACCACCACCCGCUCAGGGGUAGGAGGCAGUGGGGGGCAGGGGCUGGGGGAGGGGGAGCUCCCUUCUUUGGCAGCUGAACACGGGGGUAGGGGGACCUGAGGGUGGCGCCCUCCCCCCUUUACCCACAGUAGGGGAGGGGGCUUCCCAGGAGAAAGGGGUGGCUUAAAAUUCCCAAGCCCCAGGAAGAAGGGGGGAAGCGUGCGGGAAAGAACAGCCAGGCUGGAGGGGGACCAGUUUCUUGGGGGAGAUGGGAGCAUCAUUUUCGUGCAAAACGAUGGACAAAUGGCCCGGAACUGGGGUGAGGGGGAUACACUGCAGGGUGAUGAUGAGCAGGGGGAGGAGAGUCACAAGCCUCAGAGAUGCAGUGCCCGGCGGCAAAGGG